UCGUGAACUUGUUUUUAUGUUCUUAAAUGAAUCAGCAGCAGCAGUAUCCGGAACUUGCAGCUCUUAACACUGAACAUGAAGGUUCUCUUUGUGUGCAUUGGAAAUACCUGUCGCUCUCCUAUGGCUGCGGCCAUCCUUAGCCAUUUGAUUUUGAAGCAAAAUCAUCGGGACUGGCUUGUGGACAGUGCUGGUCUCAGGGAUUGGAAUGUGGGCAUUGAGCCAAAUCCACGAACCCUGGAUAUAUUGAAGCAGCAUGGUCUUAAAACUAAGCACUUGGGCCGUUUGAUAACACCGCAGGACUUUAUGGACUUUGAUUACAUCCUGGCUAUGGACAACAGCAACUUGAUGGAGCUUCAACAAAUGGCCUCAAGGCUGGCGACUCCUCCCAAAAGUAAGAUUCAACUGUUGGGCAGCUACAUAGGACGCAAGGAAGACGAAAUUAUCCAGGAUCCAUAUUUUAGUCAAGGUAUGGGCGGCUUCCAUACGGCCUAUCUACAAAUCCUGGAGAGCUGCGAAAAAUUCUUGAGACAACUAAAAACUGAUGAAGAAAAUUAAAUGAAUAAAACCUUUACUGAAUUUGUAA
Messenger RNA from Drosophila serrata, 583 nucleotides. It is a transcript of the gene Argp, whose product is annotated as Arginine phosphatase. The record is from RefSeq and is a predicted model, not a curated record. Gene Ontology annotation, biological process: protein dephosphorylation. Gene Ontology annotation, molecular function: protein tyrosine phosphatase activity. Lineage: Eukaryota; Metazoa; Arthropoda; Insecta; Diptera; Drosophilidae.